Messenger RNA from Abrus precatorius (Indian licorice), 757 nucleotides. Its product is annotated as NADH dehydrogenase [ubiquinone] 1 beta subcomplex subunit 8, mitochondrial. The record is from RefSeq and is a predicted model, not a curated record. NCBI's taxonomy places the organism in Eukaryota, Viridiplantae, Streptophyta, Magnoliopsida, Fabales, Fabaceae. The transcript is spliced from 4 exons. The coding region runs from base 195 to 572 and encodes 125 amino acids.
UUAAGAGCAUGAACCUCAUUUUAAAAGGAAGAUCCAAUCCAGUUACUCAAUUGACAAACGAUAAAUACGUAAAAAAAUAAAAAUAAAAAUAAAAAAUCUCAAAACGAUGUCGUAUAAUCGGUGAUCACAGUAACAUUAGGUUGCAAGAGAAGAAGAAUCAGGAGAAAGAAAUCAUACAAUUAUCAUCAUCAACCAUGGCAGGUAGAUUGACGAAUGCAGCAUCGAAGAUCUUGGGUGGAAACGGCGUCGUUUACCGAUCCGUAGCUUCCUCUCUACGCCUUCGCUCCGGCAUGGGCCUCCCGGUCGGCAAACAUAAUGUUCCAGACAAACCCCUUCCCGUGAAUGACGAACUUGUGUGGGACAACGGCACUCCAUUUCCUGAACCUUGUAUAGAUCGCAUUGCUGAUACUGUCGGAAAGUAUGAAGCAUUGGCUUGGCUGUGUGGGGGAUUGGGGUUUUUUGCUUCACUGGGAUUAUUGGCUGUGUGGAAUGACAAAGCCUCCAAGAUACCCUUUACACCCAAAGAAUAUCCAUAUGACAAUCUGCGAGUGGAGCUUGGUGGUGAACCAUAGGUAGAUCCAAGGCAAUUAUCGAAUCAGAAGUUCCUGUUUGACGUAAUUGUCUCUUGGUUUAUUUGUGCUCUUGUGUAGUUCAAAAUAAUGGAUCAUGAAGGACUUGCUGAAACCAACCACAGGAAUGGAAGAGCUCAGUCUGAUUGUUUCUUUUGAUUAUUCUCAUGCAUAUGGUGGUUAUUGUA